Molecule: messenger RNA, 7469 nt
Organism: Myiozetetes cayanensis
Lineage: Eukaryota; Metazoa; Chordata; Aves; Passeriformes; Tyrannidae
Gene: MSH3
Product: mutS homolog 3
Exons: 24
Coding region: 13-3309 (1098 amino acids)
Biological process (GO): mismatch repair; mitotic recombination; somatic recombination of immunoglobulin gene segments
Cellular component (GO): nucleus
Molecular function (GO): ATP binding; ATP-dependent DNA damage sensor activity; mismatched DNA binding
Source: RefSeq, a predicted model, not a curated record
CCCGGCUGGGCCAUGGUGCCGAGGGGUCGGCGGCGGGAGCGCGGCGGGGCCGGGAGGCAGCUGGUGCUCAGCAGGUUCUUCGGCGCGGCGGGGACCGGCGGCGAGCGCGGCUCCGACCGGAGCACGGCUUCUGAAUGUGGCACAAAAAGGAGCACAUCAACUGAAGGCAAUGAACCCUGUGAAAAGAAGCCCAGGGCACAAAUCACUCUAGAAGAUAUCUGUAACCCGUUGAAGACUCAGCAUAAAAAAGAACCUCAAAAGCAUGAAAAGCCCCGUAUAUGUUUGCAAACUCUAGACAAACUGAGAGAAUUCUGCAGUGAUUCAGACCAGCAGUGUACCAGAGUCCAGGAGGAUGGUUUUCAGGAGAAAAAGUCUGACAGUUUGGAAAAACGUCCCAGUAUUACUGGGAGAAGUUCAGAAUUGAAGAACGCUCUUCCAUCUCGGGACACUGACCCAAAGGUUGCUCAGAAGGAGGAGGUACGAUGUGAUCUGAGUCAAUUUUCUGCAUCUCUUAAAUCCCAUGAAAAUACUCCGAAUGUUUUGGAUACAAAUCUUAAUAAAAGAACCAAAAGCAUUUACACUCCAUUAGAACUUCAGUUCAUAGAAAUGAAGAAACAGUAUAAAGAUGCUGUUUUGUGUGUGGAAUGUGGAUACAAAUACCGCUUCUUUGGAGAAGAUGCAGAGAUUGCAGCUAGAGAACUGAACAUCUAUUGCCACCUGGAUCACAACUUUAUGACUGCCAGCAUUCCAAGCCACCGGCUGUUUGUCCACGUGCGGCGCCUCGUGGCAAAGGGACACAAGGUUGGAGUAAUAAAACAAAUGGAAACUGCAGCGCUGAAAGCUGCUGGAGAAAACAAAAGCUCUCUCUUCAGCCGUAAGCUGACUGCCCUCUACACUAAGUCCACACUUAUUGGAGAAGAUGUGAACCCUUUGCUGAAGCUGGAUGAUUCUGUAGAUGUCGAAGAGGUAACAACAGAUGUCCCUGAUAACUACCUCCUCUGUUGCUGUGAAAAUGGGGAAAACCUAAGGGGCAGGAAGAAAGGUGACAUUGUUAUAGGCAUUAUGGCGAUCCAACCAACUACCGGAGAAGUAAUUUUUGACUGUUUUCGGGACUCUGCUUCUCGCUCAGAAUUGGAGAGUCGAGUUUUGCGCCUGCAGCCAGUUGAAAUAAUUCUUCCAUCCAGGUUAUCAGAUCAAUCUGAAAAGCUCAUCAGCAGUAUAACCUCUAUGAGGUUACAGGAUGACAGAAUUAGGAUAGAAAGGAUGCAAAACCUCAAUUUUGAAUACAGCCAUGCUUUCCAGCUGAUUACUGACUUCUAUGCAAAAGAAGUGCCUGGUACCACAGGUUCCCAGAAACUAUCUGUAAUACUAAGCUUGGAUAAGCCUAUUAUUUGCUCUCUGGCAGCAGUAAUUACAUAUCUUAAAGAAUUUAAUUUGGAAAGGAUGCUUUACGAUCCAAGCAAUUUCAAAAAGUUGUCUAGUGAAACUGAAUACAUGACAAUUAAUGGGACAACAAUGAAAAAUCUUGAAAUUUUGCAGAAUCAGACUGACAUGAAAACAAAAGGAAGUCUAUUCUGGGUCUUGAAUCAUACUAGAACUUCCUUUGGACGUCGAAGACUGAAGAAAUGGGUGACCCAACCUCUCAUGAAAUCCAGUGAAAUAAAUGCCCGGCUUGAUGCUGUGUCUGAAAUUCUGCUGUCAGAAUCCAACGUGUUUGGUCAGAUUCAAAAUCUUCUUUGUAAACUGCCAGAUUUAGAGAGAGGCCUCUGCAGUGUUUUUCACAAAAAGUGCUCAACCCAAGAGUUCUUCCUGAUAGUCAGCACCCUGUCUCGCCUGCACUUGGAAAUCCAAGCUCUUGUCCCGGUCCUGCAUUCCCAUGUGAAAUCUCCGCUAUUAAAAAAUGCACUGUUGGAAGUCCCAGAGCUUCUCUCCCCAGUAAAACAUUAUUUAAAGAUCCUUAAUGAAGAAGCAGCCAAGACUGGAGAUAAAACGCAAUUGUUCAAGGACCUUACAGACUUCCCUGUCAUCAGAAAGAAAAAAGAGGACAUCCAGGAUGUGCUUUCUAAAAUCCAAUUGCAUCUGCCAGACAUUCGUAAACAGAUUAAGAAUCCUUCUGCUGAGUAUGUUACAGUUUCAGGUCAAGAGUUUCUGAUAGAAGUCAAGAAUUCCCAUAAAUCAUCUGUGCCAUCUGACUGGGUUAUGAUUAGUAGCACAAAAACUGUGAGCCGCUUCCACUCCCCAUUUAUCAUAGAAAAUUAUAGGCAUCUGAAUCAGCUCCAGGAGAAGCUCGUCCUUGACUGCAGUGCUGAGUGGCUGAACUUCUUAGACCAUUUCAGUGAACAUUAUCACCCUGUGUCUAAAGCUAUUGGUCACCUAGCAACUGUCGACUGCUUGUUCUCUCUGGCCCAGGUGGCUAAACAAGGAGACUACUGCAGACCAAUCGUGCAAGAUAAUCAUCAAGAAAUAAUUAUAAAAAAUGGGAGGCACCCUGUGAUUGAUGUACUUCUGGGGGAACAGGAUCAGUAUGUUCCAAAUACCACUAACCUUUCAGGAGAUGGUGAAAGGGUCAUGAUAAUAACUGGGCCUAACAUGGGAGGAAAGAGCUCCUACAUAAAGCAAGUGGCCUUGAUCACAGUCAUGGCACAGAUCGGUUCUUAUGUUCCCGCAGAGGAGGCGACAAUUGGAAUUGUGGAUGGUAUUUUUACCAGAAUGGGAGCAGCAGACAACAUCUACAAAGGCCGAAGUACAUUCAUGGAAGAACUGACAGAUGCUGCCGAGAUAAUAAGAAAAGCCACUCCAAGAUCCCUGGUGAUCCUGGAUGAGUUGGGCAGAGGGACGAGCACACAUGAUGGAAUUGCCAUCGCUUAUGCUACACUUGAACACUUUAUUAGAGAUGUGGAGUCCCUGACCCUGUUUGUCACUCACUAUCCCUCGGUUUGUGAGCUGGAGAAGCUGUAUCCAGGCAAAGUUGGUAAUUACCACAUGGCUUUCCUGGUGAGUGAGGAGGAAACCGGUGAACAAAAAGGAUCUGAAGUUGAAGAGAAUCCUGAAUUUAUCACUUUUCUUUAUCAAAUAACUAAAGGAAUGUCUGCAAGGAGUUAUGGGCUAAAUGUUGCCAAACUGGCAGAUAUUCCUGAAGAAAUCUUGAAGAAGGCAGCUCACAAAUCAAAGGAGUUGGAAAGAAUAGUGAAUAUGAAAAGAAGGAAAAUGAAGUCUUUUGCUGAAGCAUGGAAGAUAAAUGAUUCUCAGGAACUGCAGAAGUGGAAAAGUAUGUGUGAACCUGAAGAUGAAAGAAAGGACAGUUUUUAAUCCUCAGAUCAUGGUUAAAGAUGGAAGAUAUCAGAGGUGCAAAAUAUAGGUCUGGAGACUAAUAGAUUCUAUCAGGGUGUAGUUUUAAGUGCACUAAGUUGACUUUUUGCCUUCUGAGAGAUAAGAGAUGCUGCAUUGUGUGUAAUUUUCUCUCUCCACAUCCCUAUUCACCCUUCUUCUUAAUUGCAAAAUGUCAACUGGCAUUGGAUUGAAUAUGUUUAGAAAACAUGAAAAAAAUUACUGGUAAAUUAUUAGGUAAAUAUUUUAUAAAUAAAAUAAUGUGUUUCAUCUUUAUUGUACUUCAAUUUCUAAAGAAAUAUUUCUCUUUGUUAGAAAAUGUAGCUGAGUCCCAACUGUGCUGUAUUGCUGUGCAAGUGGUAAGAGUGGGCACUAUAGCAAGACCUUUUUUGUUGUUCUAGUGGUAAUGCAUUUAAAAUUCACUGGUUUUUUAGAGCACCCUUUGCUCCUGAUCUUGUCCCUCUCUGGCAUGGUCUGGAUAAAGACUUAAUGCCAAAAUAUUCUUGGAGUAUUUUAGGGUGAGUGAAAGGGGCAAUUCAGACUGUGCAGCUGGUGCAGCACUCUGUGCCAGUGCUCUGUCAAGGACAGAGCAAAACUGAAAAAUACAAAAUGCUUUUUAAUUUUUUUAUUUUCAGUUAUCAAGGCCAAAUUUCACAUGGGAACGUGAUAUCCAAAUUGUUUAUCCCUUGUAAGUAACCAGGUUAAAUAUGUUGCAUGAUGUUGGCAGACAUGUUCCUGAGGGACUGACCCUGUGAAAGGACCCACACUGGAGCAGCUUGUACCUUAACCAAACACUUCUCUCCAGGUUCCUCAGAUGGCAAAACAUCAUUUAAACAAAUACUUUGUCUGCCACUCAGAUAGCAGCGAUCAAUGUGAGCUCCUCCUUCCAGACCCUGCAGUGCCUUGACCUAAACUGCAAGAGCUGAAGAGGAAAAUUAGUCUUUCAAGGUGUGAUUACACACGUGUGUUUAUCUAAACCAGGCAUUGUGGAGCAUAAUGAAUGCAAUACUCUUUUAUUAAUGUGCGCAGAUGCAGGGCUUUGGAUCUAAAGGCCUCUGACCCGAGUCAUCAAUGAGAAUAAAUGAGCCAUUGGUAAAUUCCUAUAUGUGCUAGAUGUGCUUUUAGUCUUUUCCCUCAAGGGAGCAUUCAGACUAUGUUCUGACAGGAAAAAAAAGACCUGGAUGCAGUGAAAAAAGUGAAGAAAUACAAUUAAGUGCUGAUGUUGGUAUUGCUAUUUGCUCAUACUAUUGAGAACAAAGCAAUCACAGCAGGGUUUUAAUGUUUGUGAUCACACUGGAAACAACUGUUUGUUUCUAGCCCUGUGGAAUCCAGCAGUGGAGGUUAUCUUGCUAUCCCAGUAAGGUUUCUUAGACAUGCAAGCCAAUUACUAAAGCUACUGUUUUAUUCGCUAUACUCAGAGAGUGAUAAGAAGCUGUUCUUGUCUUUUUAUAUUUCUAGAUUAUUAUUACUCUUUUAUUUGCAGUUCCAGCACAUUCCUGCAUCCAGGUGGCGGCUGGUCACUUGUGGUGUCUCCCAGGGAUCAGUGUUGGGCCCAAUUCUGUUUAACAUCUUUAUCGAUGAUUUACAUGAGAGGAUUAAGUCCAUCAUUAGCAAAUUUGCAGAUGACACCAAGUUGGGGGGGAGUGUUGAUCAGCUGGAAGGCAGGAGGGCUCUGCAGAGGGACCUGGAUAGACUGGAGAGUUGGGCUGAUUCCAGUGGGAUGAGGUUCAACAAGGCCAAGUGCCGGGUCCUGCCCUUUGGCCACAACAACCCCUGCAGCGCUACAGGCUGGGCACAGAGUGGCUGGAGAGCAGCCAGGCAGAAAGGGACCUGGGAGUUUGGAUUGACAGGAGGCUGAACAUGAGCCAGCAGUGUGCCCAGGUGACGAAGAAGGCCAAUGGCAUCCUGGCCUGGAUCAGCAACAGUGUGGCCAGCAGGUCCAGGGAAGUGAUUCUUCCCCUGUACUCAGCACUGGUGAGGCCACAGCUGGAGUGCUGUGUCCAAUUCUGGGCCCCUCAGUUCAGGAAGGACAUUGAGGUGCUGGAGCAGGUCCAGAGAAGAGCAACGAGGCUGGUGAAGGGACUUGAGCACAAGUCCUGUGAGGAGAGGCUGAGGGAGCUGGGGUUGUUUAGCUUGGAGAAGAGGAGGCUCAGGGGAGACCUCAUCACUCUCUACAACUCCCUGAAAGAAGGUUGUAGCCAGGUGGGGUUUGAUCUCUUCUCCCAGGCAGUCAGCACUUGGACAAGAGGGCUCCAUCUUAAGCUGUGCCAGGGGAGGUUUAGCUUGACUGUUAGGAGGAAAUUUUUUACAGAGAGAGUGAUCUGACAUUGGAAUGGGCUGCCCAAGGAAGUGGUGGCUUCUCUGUCCCUGGAGGUUUUUAAGAUGAGACUGGAUGUGGCGCUCAGUGCCAUGGUCUAGUAACCACGGUAGUGUUGGAUCAAGGGUUGGACUUGAUCUCAGAGGUCUUUUCCAACUAGGCGGUUUCUAUGAUUCUAUGAUUAGGCUUCAUCCUAAAAAGAAUUUGAAGUACAGUUUUGGUAGUGGAAUCAUCCUGGAGAUGUGCUCUGUUUUUAAAUCAGAGUAACAAAGUUUUGUGUGUGUGCUGAGUCAGCAGGUUUGAUUCUAUAAGUGUAAGGUUAAAGAAGAGUGGCCUGUGCUUAGAUGGGUCUUUGUCACAGUGGGAAUUCAUGCUAGGUUUGGGUUUGCUUCAAGAAACGAAUGUUUAAAUCUUGUUGUCUAAAUAUUAAUACUCUUGGAAACCUACAUAAGGCAUUAGCUCCUACUGCUGUGCCAGCAUGGUAUUGAUGUGGUUAAAAUUUAACAUUCAUAUGAAAAGUACAGCUUUUUGCUAUACAUGAAGGUACAGUCUGCUUGACAAACUUUUGGACUUCAUGGAUUUUACCCCUUUUUUUAAAGAUGGUGUUCAUCACUUUCUUAAACUUUUUCAUUGUUCUCUUUUCUCUGUUCUUAACAGAAAAAUUUUAACGCCUUUAUACAUCUUGUCUUGAAGGUGUUGCCUUCAGAAAUCACAGUGCCACAGGUGAGCAGCAAAACUGGCAGAGAGUUUUGAUGGGAGAGAAGGAGAGGGAGGGCUAGGUACACCGUCACUGUGUGUACGCCUUUGUGUGUUUGGUUAUAUAAAAAAAGUCAUUACGGAAUACGCAGGGUAAAAUACAUUACCAGUACAAUUACCUCUUUUGCUGGCAGACAUCUUUCACUGAAGUAAUUCUCUAGAGGAUUUCUCUUUGUGUUGCAAAGUUUUCCAGCAGUUUUUAUAGAAAUUACAUGAAUUUGCCUACCACAUAUGUUUACAAAGUGUAUAAAUCAAUUUAAAGAUCAUUGAAAUGUCAGCUUGGUCAGGUAUUGCAAUAAAGUGUGUUUACUGCAGUGAAGCUAAUGUUUGUUAAUGAAAUCUGUCUGAAAGUAAAUUAUACAAAUAUUUCUACUAAAUGUAAAAUUACUGAGAAUUUGAUUCCAUUCUUUUAGUAGAAAUACCUUGCUAGUUCUGAUAUAAAAGCAUGUUUCCUAGGGAAAUAAAGGUUUGGUGGAUUGUGUUGCACUGAGAGAAGUGGGACUUCCCUAAUUACAAUAUAGAUUUUUUUCCUUACCUAGACUCAGAGACAGGUAGAAAGCAAAGGAUAUUUUCCUAAUUUCUUAAAAAUCUUAAGCAAUUUCUGAAACAAUUGUCUUGAUGUGUAAGAUGCAAGGCCUUGCAGGUUAUGCUGUAUGUUUCUCUGAGACUGGACUGGUUUAAGCCAUAAGUGAACUGUGGGGAGAGACAUAAGACAUUUAUAGUUUUCAAAUAUUUAUGUUCUUUGAACUUGCAAGGAAUCUGUAAUUUUAUUUUUUUUUACUGCCCUUCUUCCAAAAGUUUCCAUGUAAGUAAAAGUGGUUUUUUAGGUGUUAUAAAAUAAGGUCAUUUUUAUUUAGAAUACUGGUAGCUGCCACUAGUAAUAAUAAUGAAAAAUGCUUCUGAUGUAAAUAGAAUUUUUAGCCCUUUUUCUUUUAUUUUUCAAGUGUUCUCUUUUUAUGACUUUAUUAUACUGUAAGAAAAUGGGUGAUUUUUGGGAAAGAAGGGAUUGGAAAACACAACACACAGAAAGUAUCAAAUGCACAAUCUGCAAUAAAGAAGUAGAAAUCAA